AUGCGCCCGGCACGGGUGGCCGAGUUGCGGCAGCAAGCCGUCGACAUGUUCUACCACGGCUUCGACAACUACAUGUCGGUGGCCUUUCCCGAGGACGAGCUCCGGCCCGUGUCAUGCACUCCGCUGACGCGCGACCCCGCCAACCCGGCCAAUAUUGGCCUCAAUGACGUCCUCGGCAACUACUCUCUAACCUUGAUUGACAGUCUGUCCACCCUUGCCAUUCUCGCCUCUGCUCCCGAGGAUGAGAGGGGGACGGGUCCCAAGGCCCUUCGGGAUUUCCAGGAUGGCGUCGCGGCUCUCGUCGAGCAGUAUGGCGAUGGCAGAAAGGGCCCAUCUGGAAAGGGAGCACGUGCCCGCGGUUUUGACGUCGACAGCAAAGUGCAAGUCUUCGAGACAGUGAUUAGGGGUGUUGGAGGACUACUGAGUGCCCACCUGUUUGCGGUUGGCCACUUGCCCAUCAAUGGCUACGAGGCGCGGUCUAGCGACGGGAACCAGGACGAGCAGCGCACAAUCCCUUGGCCCAACGGCUUCAGUUACAAUGGGCAGCUGCUGCGACUCGCGCUUGACCUUGCCCAGAGAUUGCUACCCGCUUUCUAUACCGCCACCGGCAUACCGUACCCGCGCGUCAACCUCCGGCACGGCAUCCCGUUCUACCUCAAUUCGCCGCUGCAUGGCACCGCCGGCGCCCAGAAUGAGGCGGACCCGUCCAGGGAAAUCACCGAGACUUGCAGUGCUGGCGCUGGCAGCCUCGUCCUGGAGUUUACAGUACUCAGCCGGCUCACAGACGAUCCGCGCUUCGAGCAGGCUGCCAAACGGGCCUUCUGGGCAGUCUGGGCGCGCCGCAGCAACAUAGGACUGAUAGGUGCCGGGGUCGAUGCGGAGAGCGGCCACUGGAUCGGCGCAUUAUCCGGAAUAGGGGCAGGAAUCGACAGUUUCUUCGAGUAUGCACUCAAGAGCCACAUCUUACUCUCCGGGCAUCAGCUGCCCAAUACUACGCUGCCAAGGCCCGGGCUGUCUACGGAUGCCGAACUGCCAGACUCGUGGCUCGACCCCAACAGUAUAUACCAGCCGCUGUCGGAGGAGGAUAACAGCUCCGACACCUUCCUCCAGGCGUGGCAUCAUGCACAUGCUGCUAUCAAGCGGCAUCUUUACUCCGGCCAGCAUCAUCCACACUACGUCAACGCCCAUGUGUCAACGGGGUCGCCCCAGGCCUACUGGAUAGACAGUCUGGGUGCGUACUACUCAGGGCUUCUCGCGCUGGCAGGAGAGAUGGACGAAGCCAUCGAAACGCAUCUCUUGUACACAGCUCUAUGGACACGCUAUUCUGCUCUGCCAGAGAGGUGGUCUGUCCGCGAUGGUCAAGUCGAAGGUGGACUCGGCUGGUGGCCAGGACGGCCGGAGUUCAUCGAGUCGACGUACUAUCUAUAUCGUGCGACAAAAGAUCCGUGGUACUUGUAUGCUGGCGAAAUGGUCCUCCGGGACAUCAAGCGUCGCUGCUGGACCGAUUGCGGCUGGUCGGGCCUGCAAGACGUCCGCACAGGACAACUGAGCGACCGCAUGGAAAGCUUCUUUCUCGGAGAGACGGCGAAAUACAUGUACUUGCUGUUCGACCCAGAUCAUCCACUGAACAAGCUUGACGCCGCCUAUGUGUUCACCACAGAGGGUCACCCACUCAUUAUCCCCAGCAAGGCGAAGCACUACCAGCCAAAACACAAGUCACGAAACCGAGCAGUGCAACCGUACUAUGACGACUCUUUCACCAAUGCUUGUCCAAAACCGCCGACCAUACCACCUUUGUCCGGCUCUGCUACCGCUGCGAGGAAGGACUUUUUCAAUGCGGCCACCUUGAUUCGGCUGCAUCAGAUUGCCAAGCCCGAUAGAGCGGCCGGAACAAAUAUCGGUGCAGACAGUGAGCCCGGAGAGACCCCAGGCGAACCAACCGAGGACCAUACAGUGUUCCCAUGGACCUUGCCAUCAGCGUUUCUCCCUAACGAUGGCGUUUGCACGAUAUCGAAGCGGACGGAGACACAGGUCAUCGAGUUUCCGGCAAACACUCAGUCAGGCGGAAGCGCUUUCAACCUCAUGUUAGGGUCGCAACAUGUCAUGAGAUUAGGCGGCGACGGACUGGCUAUCAACCGUCUCGCGGGGCUGAAAAUCGCCAUGGCGAUGGAAGAGCCUCCAGAGUCGUCCGAGAGAGGAUGGCGCAUCACCGGCAUUGGAAACCUGGCACUUGGGCGUGACGAAAAGGUCUUCAUCUCCCGAGAUUCGUUGUCUGACAUUGUCGACCCUUUAUUCAAUCGGAUUCGGGACUCGGUCCUCUUGCACAUCGUGGUGCAGCUCAACCCGACAGAGCAGCUGGAAGCACAGAACGGCACGGCAAGCCCUGUAGAAACACAAGGCCGUCAAGGCGAACACGUACUUGAGGGGCAUGCAGAUUUUGGGUCCGGCCUGCUGAGCUCCCUGCUGCAGCAAAUCACCUCUGUUCUCCGAGAACCAAUCGCGACGCUAGGCCCGGAGCCCUCAAAGACACCACAGCACGAAUACGAACAGCUUACGGCCAUAAUCCCCACCGGCCCGGGAGUUGCGCCUCUCCCGUCGACGCGCCAGGCUCCGGACGUUGUCAACAUCCUCAACAACCAUAACAACAUAAAGGCCAACAUCGGCGCGCUCUCGUGGCAGACCAUCUUCUUGACCGACACCGCGUGCGACGGCAAGCUGCCCGACGCGGCGCCGCGCAACCACCAAGUCAUCGUAAUGCGCCGAGGCGGGUGCUCCUUCUCCGAGAAGCUCGCCAACAUCCCGUCCUUCGCGCCCAGUUCGAAGUCGCUGCAGCUCGUCAUUGUCGUGUCCGGCGAGGCGCACGAGUCGACGGCGAUCCAAGCCACCGAGGAGGAUCCGUAUGAUUACAACUUUAUCCGGCCGUUGCUCGACGAGGUACAGAAGACUCCCUCGGGAGUGCUCCGCAGGUACCCGAUCCCCAUGGUUAUGAUCCAAGGCGGUGACGCCGUGUACGACCUCCUGAGGGACGCGCAGAGUCUGGGCUUCCGUAGGCGGUACCACGUCGAGAGCCAGGGGCUCAAGAUCAAUAAUCUCGUCGUCGUAUGA
Messenger RNA from Microdochium trichocladiopsis, 3105 nucleotides. Its product is annotated as glycoside hydrolase family 47 protein. The transcript is spliced from 2 exons. Gene Ontology annotation, biological process: mannose trimming involved in glycoprotein ERAD pathway; endoplasmic reticulum mannose trimming; carbohydrate metabolic process. The record is from RefSeq and is a predicted model, not a curated record. Gene Ontology annotation, cellular component: endoplasmic reticulum; membrane. Gene Ontology annotation, molecular function: mannosyl-oligosaccharide 1,2-alpha-mannosidase activity; calcium ion binding. The coding region runs from base 1 to 3105 and encodes 1034 amino acids. NCBI's taxonomy places the organism in Eukaryota, Fungi, Ascomycota, Sordariomycetes, Xylariales, Microdochiaceae.